AUGUGUAUAUCCAUCGUCAUUACAAAGCUUGGAAGCCCUCUUCCGUGGCUCACCCAAGCAAUACCAGCGCGGGCCGAACAAAGAACCACGGAUCGCAUACUCUGGAACUCACCAAAGCUAAUACUUUCGCUUCCCCAGGCUCCUAUAAGUUCCAUGCUCGAGUCCCGGCAGUCCAGCGGCGAUAACUGCCCGAGUACAAUCUCCGGCGGUGCAAUUGCGGGUAUCGUUAUCGGCUCCAUCGCAGGGACCCUCCUCAUCCUUUGGCUGUGGCGAAUAUUCCGACUUCCCGGUGCGUGGAGCGGUGGUGAUACGCCUGACGUCGGCUACCGGCCUCCAAUUACUCGCAGCAGCACGAGUAGUCGCGGAAGGCGACAGCGCCGUCGCCCGUCCGCGACGUACGUCGACUAUGUCGAGAAGCCGACUAGUGUACGCAGUUCACGCCGAUAUAAGGAUCGCGACGAUUUGCGACGGCCGGCUAAGGUCUAUUUGACGGAGCCGUGA
Molecule: messenger RNA, 501 nt
Organism: Penicillium egyptiacum
Lineage: Eukaryota; Fungi; Ascomycota; Eurotiomycetes; Eurotiales; Aspergillaceae
Source: the annotation of a GenBank genome assembly